This is a messenger RNA of Nicrophorus vespilloides, 3014 nucleotides long. RefSeq names its product glutamate receptor ionotropic, kainate 2-like. Gene Ontology annotation, biological process: monoatomic ion transport; synaptic transmission, glutamatergic; modulation of chemical synaptic transmission. Gene Ontology annotation, molecular function: glutamate-gated receptor activity; transmitter-gated monoatomic ion channel activity involved in regulation of postsynaptic membrane potential. The record is from RefSeq and is a predicted model, not a curated record. The transcript has 14 exons. Gene Ontology annotation, cellular component: plasma membrane; postsynaptic membrane. The coding region runs from base 267 to 3014 and encodes 915 amino acids. Lineage: Eukaryota; Metazoa; Arthropoda; Insecta; Coleoptera; Silphidae.
AAGUGAAUUGAAAUACGUUGUUGUAAAUUGCACGAAAAAGUUGUUGUGUUUUGAAGAGGAUUUUGUAAAUAAGAAUCGGUGGCGUUGGUUUCCGUUCAGCGUGGUUUUUCUAUUUUUACUAGGAGUUCGAGUAUAAUUACUUUUGGCCGGUGACCAAAUAUUUAGAUUUACUUUCGCAUGACAAGUGCGAUUUUUUCGCACCUCCCCCGACUGCAAUUUUCCUCCUUCUCCACCUACACCUCAUCGCCGACACGCAAAUCCUUUCGAUGGCAAUGGACACGUGGAGGAUCCGAAUCAUCUUCUUCGUCGCUUGCUUCGAUCUCUGCUGGACGCAGCAUCUUACAAUUGGUGCGCUUUUCAGCGGAAAUGAGCAAGAAACGGAGUUGGCCUUCAAGUAUGCGGUGCAGAGAUACAACAUGGUCAAUACGGGCAUCAAGUUCAAGACGAACAUCCAGAGGAUCGUCUCGGAUGAUCCUUUUGCCACAAGCAAAAUCGUGUGUAAUAUGACUGCUGAUGGUGAUGGAGUCGUUGCGAUCUUCGGUCCGAGCAGCUCCAAAGUUGGACCGAUGGUCCAAUCGAUUUGCUCCACCUUGGAGAUUCCUCAGGUUCAAAUCUCUUGGAAUCCGAGCACCCCGUUCAACCAUCAACCCAUUCUGAAUAUCCAUCCUGACCAAGAUCUUCUCUCUUGCGGAAUCGCAACCGUUGUUAAACACUUAGAUUGGAGCUCUUACGCGAUCAUUUAUCAAACCAACGAAGGUUUGGUCAGACUCCAAGAAAUCCUCAAACUGGUGAACGUCGACGAUGAACCGGUUAUGGUCAGGCAACUCGGUGAAGGAAAUGAUCACAGGAGCGUGCUGAAGGAGAUCAAAAACACGACAAUUUCCCAGAUCAUCUUGGACUGCGAAACCGAAGAUAUAAUCGACAUCUUGAGACAAGCCAAAGAGGUGAAUCUUUUGGACGUGUUUCAUAGCAUUCUCCUAACAUCUCUGGACGCUCACACUUUGGAUUUCAAUAUUCUAGAAACGAACGCCAACAUCACAGUGGUGCGCAUCGUGAAUCCUCAAAGUCAAGUCUUGGAGAACUCAAUUUUGGAUUGGAAGCAAGGCGAGAUGUAUCAUCAAAGAUAUCACGAAAUAUCGGCCGAUAAAAUCAAAACUGAAACCGCGUUGAUGAAUGAUGCAAUUUACUUCUUUCUGUCGGCGCUGAAGGAGCUUCACGAGAGCGAACCGAUUGCAACGAAACCGUUGCUUUGCGAUGGAAGCAGCAAGAAAUGGGAGGACGGUUUCAGAGUCAGCAAAUUCCUGAAAAUCAAGUACAUGGAGGAUGGAAUUACUGGUCCAAUCAAGUUCAGCGAUGAAGGUAAACGUGUAGAUUUCACGAUGCAAGUGGCUGAGAUCAUCAACGGAAGAGUGGAAAAAACCGCUUACUGGUAUCCAUCCAAACCUGAUGAACUUAGUUUCACGAGGAACGCCAGUCAGCUGAUGCAGCAGAUCGUUGAAAAUCUGCAGAAGACCACGGUCAUCGUUUCAUCCAGAAUUGGUCCUCCGUAUUUGAGGAACGCGGAGGCGCGACAAGGAGAAGUAUUGAUGGGAAACGAUAGGUACGAAGGAUUUUCCAUGGAUCUGAUUGCGAGCAUCGCGAAAGAGUUGAAUUUCACGUUCCGAUUCGAGCUUACCGAAGACCACAAGUACGGUAAUUACGAUCCGAAGACGAAAUCGUGGAACGGCUUAAUCAAAGACCUUUUGGAUAGAAAAGCCCAUUUGGCUAUAUGUGAUCUUACUAUCACGCAUGAAAGAAGGGAAGUUGUGGAUUUCAGUAUGCCCUUCAUGACUUUAGGUGUGAGUAUAUUGUACAGCAAAGGCAAGCAGCAGGAUGAGAACAAAUUCGCCUUCAUGGAUCCAUUCGAUCUGGAAGUAUGGGUUUACACCUCAACUCUAUAUUUGGGUCUUUCAAUUUUGCUCUAUUUCAUCGCAAGAAUGGCGCCUGGAGAUUGGGAGAAUCCACAUCCUUGCAACCAAAAUCCGGGAGAGUUGGAGAACAUUUGGAAUUUGAAGAAUUGCACUUGGAUUACUUUAGGAUCCAUAAUGACUCAAGGCUGCGAUAUUUUACCAAAAGGAAUAUCGACGAGAAUGGGUGUUUCCAUGUGGUGGUUCUUUUCCCUCAUCAUGACCAGUUCUUACACGGCCAAUUUGGCUGCGUUCUUAACGAUGGACAGGAUGGCUCCGACCAUAGAUAGUGCUGAUGCUCUGGUAAAACAGACGAAGAUCAAGUAUGGUACUGUCGAGGGUGGAUCGACUCAAACGUUCUUCCGCGAAUCGAACUUCUCCACGUAUCAGAGGAUGUGGACUCAGAUGAGUUCGACUCGUCCGAGCGUUUUCGAAAAGAACAACGGGGAAGGCGUUAAACGAGUCUUGACAACGAAAAAUCAGCUGUACGCCUUCUUGAUGGAAAGUUCUAGCAUCGAGUAUGAAGUGGAGAAGAAUUGCAAUUUGAAGCAAGUCGGAAACCGUUUGGAUUCUAAAGGCUACGGCAUAGCUAUGCCCAUGAAUUCCCCUUACAGAAGCGCCAUAAACAAAGCGGUGUUGAAGCUGCAAGAAGAGGGAACUUUGAACGAGUUAAAGAAUCGCUGGUGGAAGAAAAAAGUCCCAGUCGAAGUCCCAUGCGAUAAAAACAUCAAAUCUUCAGGCGCCGAUUUAGCUUUGGACAACGUCGGCGGCGUUUUCAUCGUUUUGGGUAUAGGAAUAUGCAUAGCUUUCGGCUUCGCCUUCCUCGAGUUCCUCUGGAACGUCCGGAAAGUCGCAUUGCAAGAACACAUCGGCUAUUGGGAUGCGUUCGUUGUUGAAUGUAAGUUUGCUGUUAGGGUUUGGGUGACCAAAAAACAGGUGAAGCCCGAUCUGUCUUCGGAUUCCGACAGCUCCAGAGACAACUCAGAGUCGAAGACUGUUGCUCACAAGGUCUUAAAAGGUGCUGGUUCUUUCCUGCAUUUGGACGAUUUCGAGAUCAGUAUGUUCUGA